Drosophila simulans is the source of this 9775-nucleotide messenger RNA. RefSeq names its product probable serine/threonine-protein kinase yakA. Lineage: Eukaryota; Metazoa; Arthropoda; Insecta; Diptera; Drosophilidae. Gene Ontology annotation, cellular component: plasma membrane. Bases 1267 to 5532 code for a protein of 1421 amino acids. The transcript is spliced from 14 exons. Gene Ontology annotation, molecular function: GTPase activity; GTP binding; calcium channel regulator activity. The record is from RefSeq and is a predicted model, not a curated record.
UCCGCUCAGCAGCGGCGGCUCCCAGUCAUCGGCCGAAAGUGUUUGGAAACGUUAACAUAUCAGUUAAAACAUAUGUACUUACGAAAAUGCAAAGUGAAUACCAUCCGAAUUGAAAGGAAAUCUUGGAAACCGUUAUCAAAUUUACAUUCAGUGUUAAACAACUGAAGGAAGGAAAUCACGGCAUUGAGAGGAUUCUGAAAUCAAAAACACAUCUGAAUUCGCGUUUACCAUCAUCUGAAUUUAACUAAGCAUCAAGUAGCAAAUAUCAAAUAUAUAUAAUCACUAUAAUUAAUCACAUAUUUAGUGUGAAUCGCAUAUUUAAUCCCAAAUCUAUAUAUCUUAAUCUUUAUAAAAAUCUUUACGAUCAAGAGUGUCAAAAGAUCAAGAACGAUUGUAAUAUACAAAAAUAUUCAAACUUAAUGCAAUCGUAUUCACCAACACUUAAAUAUAUCAAUGAUUAACAUAAAUCCAAGAGUGCAAUCAACUUGAUUGAGACUAGAAAACCUAUAUCGAACUACUCAAUAAUAUAAAGAUUAUAGACAAGUCUAAGUGAACACAAUUUUAUAGUUCUGUACGAUCUGUUUCUUAAUACACCAUAAUCAAAUAUUACCGAAUAGUCUUAACAAACCCAUUGAGAAAAGCUAUUGAAAGUACGCUGAAUAUUAUUAAGAACAUUAAGAACCAUUGAAAUCAAUGAACAUACAAGAAGAGCUUAAAAAUGCAUCCCAUACUUGAUCGUUACUAUAGCGAUCGAUAUCAGAUCAAGCUUAUAACCCGAUAUUUGAUCGAGCUCCUUCGAUUGCGAAAGAAAACAAAGCGCACUUCCGAAUUAUCGGAGUAAAGAACUGAAUUGAAAAAAAUAACAAUAUUACAAGCCACCGUUUUUAAAACCGGUUUCAAGACACCUCAUAGAGAGCCCAACUUGAACCAUAUUGAACCAUAUCGAACUCAAACCCGAACUUAUGAUAUAAACUGUAUUUCCGAAAUUGAGAACAUUCAAAUCGCGGUCGCAUUUCGCUACAUCAAACCGAUGUAGUCCCAUCGAUGCUUUGCAACCUGAGCGCUCAUUUCAAGACGAAUAUAUUCAUCAUGAGUGUCCAGAGCCGCCCAGGAUAUGUGAUCACAUAAGGACAACGCCAAGUCGCAGUUGUUCAUAAAAGAAAAAAUUAAAGAAAAAAAGAGAGAGGAGAGAGAGAGAGAGAGAGAGAGUGAGAAGGAGAAGGAAAAAAUAUAUAAAAGAAAAUUGAGCAGAGUUGUAGACGCGACAUGGAUACCAAGUUGGAGGCGCGUGGCCAGUUUCCGGCCUCGUUUCCGGACACAUUCAAGAACUUCUUUGCCAUGAUGAACGAAGACGAGGAUCAUGUGGGGCUCUUUGCCAAUCUGCUGGAGGAUAAGGUGAUUCCGCGCCAGAACAGCCCCGUGCAGCCCCAGCGGCAGCGGUACGGUGGCAGCAUGCGGAGUCACAGCGGCGGCGACCGCUCCGAUCGAAGGGGUCGCGCCGAGCGGCAGUACCAGCAGCAGAUCCAGAAUCAUCAUCAUCACCAGCAGCAGCAGCAGCAGCACCAGCAGCAACAGCAGCAGCAGCAAGGCACCCAACAGCAGCGCGUCUUUCAGUCGCGCAGUCGCAGCGGCAGUGGCAGCAGCGUUGACCUUUAUGCUAAUCGCAAUGUAAGUUUCUCGACCACCACCAACCGGGUCAAUUCAUUGCGGAGGAAUCGCUCGCGAGGAUCGCUGACCACUCUGAGCAGCAAUGGCUUAAAUGCCCUGGGCCUGGGACCCGUGACCCUUGCACCGAAUGUCAGCUCGAGCAGCAGCGGCAGCGUCCUGGACUUGACCUUGCCGGGUGGCACUGGUACUGGGACUGGUGACGGAGGUGGCGGAGGUGGAUGCGGUGCCCAGAACGUGUAUCCUUCGCCCGCAAAGUCGAACCUGAAGCCCGCUCUGAAGGCGACCAACUCGUCGGUGGACCGUGGAUGCGCACUCUUCGUUGGAAUCGAUGGUGAAUUUCAUUGCGGUGACAUCAAGUACUGUUCCCUGCACCAUGACAAUUCCGCAGAUGGCAUCCAACAACUCCAGCAGCAGCUCAAGAAUCAGCAACUCGGUUCUGGACAGAAACACGUGACUAUGGCCUGUUGCGAGUGCGUUUGCGGCAGUGGCAAGGCUGCCCGUUCCGGACCCGAUGGCGAGGACAAUUGCGGUGCGAACUACCUGAAGGGCUAUUCUGGCGGAUACAUGCUACCCCCGACGCCCAAGGGGAAGUCCAUCGACAAGACGAGCAACUUCACUUCCGCCGAGCUGGCAGCAUCGAAGAAUAAGGAUCUGCAGGAGCGACAGGAGCGGCAGGAGAAACGUGGGUCGGUCAUCCUCGAAAGGGCCUUCGAUUUCGAUGCCAGCUGCGACGAGAGCGACAGCAUAAGCAGCAGCACCCACAAUCCCGUGCCCUCGCCGGCUCCACACCAGCUGGCCUACAAUGUCCUCAAGCCGAUCCUCAAGCAGCCGCAGCAGCAGCAGCAGAAGGCAAUGUUGCAGCCGCAACAUCAACAGGUAAAUGUACAGCAACAUCAAGGAGUUACGCAGCUGCAAUAUCAACAGGUGACGCAUCAGCAACUGGGCAACCAGCAGCAUCAAGUGGUGACCCAUCAGCCCCACCAGCAGGUGACCCACCAGCAACAUCCAGGAGGAGGUGCCCACCAGCAGCACCAAGUGGUUGCCCAUCAGGCACACCCCCACACGCAGGCUAGCCACCAGCAGCCCGUGCUGCAGGUUCAGCUCCCGACCCCCGGGGUGCACGUGGUGCACCGCCUGCUGCCCACACCGCCCACCCACAGUGGAAAGGGGGCGUACCACACGCGUGAGACGGCCUUGCAGCGGGUGCAACAGCAGAGCGGCUAUUACAACCAGGGGCCGAGCACCUCGGCAUCUGCCUACGGCUAUAACCAGGCCAUGGAGCAACAGCAGAUGCAGCAGCAGCUGCACUACGAUCCUCACCAGGAGCUGCAGUUCGAGCAGCAUCAGCCGCACCAGUCGCAUCAGCAGCAUCAGCAGCAGCAACAUCAGCAGCAACAACAUCAGCAGCAACAUCAGCAGCAGCAGCAGCUGCAACAGCAACAUCAGCAACAUCAGCAGCUGCAGCAUCAGCAGCAGCAACAUCAGCAGCAACAACAUCAGCAGCAACAUCAGCUGCAACAUCAGCAGUACGCGGAUGACACCGAGCUUGAUUACGAUACGGAGUGGGAGUUGGAUGAGGAACCUGCUCCUCAGAUUGUGCCGCCACUCACCACCUUCAACGAUUUCGUCAACGCGGCUCAAAAUCCAACUGGCAGUCGUCAGAGUCUGCGGGCCCAGAAGUCGCCGAUUUUGAACAGGCGUCGCGCCUCAUCCAUAGCCGGAAAUCUUUUGCAUUCGGAUUACACGUACACCCGGAAUAGCAUCGGUGGAGCUCCGAUCGACUCCAACGACUUUCAGCGCAUUUCGCAUAGCAGCAGUGCCAGGGAUCGCAUGUCACUAGCCGGAGUCCUGACCUUUCAGCAGGCCAUGUCCGGAGCUGUGUCACCGCAGUAUGGCACAGUGGGAUCGCUGAAUCCCCAGCCACCCGCUUCUGGUGAAGCCGGGCAGCCGGGAAUUGUGGGAUCCGAUGGCAUUGGCGGUGGCGGAUCUUCACACAACUUAAAUUUGACGGUGGGCCUGGGGUUUCUCGGUGGUUCCAGCACCACUUUGGCUGCUGUCGCCGAGGUGACUAGUGGACCGGAUGGCAAUGGCGACUCCACCGACUCCCCGUCCCCGGUCUCCAUGAUUCCCAGCAAUCAGCAAAAGCAGCAGCAGCAGCAGCUGUUGCAGUUGCAGCUGCAGCAGGAGCAACAGCAUCUGCCCACCCAUUUGCCCAUGAAGCGGGAACGAGGCGUGGGCGAGUCCUCGGGGGCCAGCACAUCCGGCACCGCCAUCGCCGAACUGGCCUCCUCCGUCGUCCUGGCCACCCAGUCCGGCAAGCCGAUGACGGAGCGACAACGCUUAAGGACAUCCAGCAUGCCGGCGGAAAGUAGAAGGCCCCGUCUGGCGGAGAUGCGACGCUCGGCCAUCCAUGCCGGUGAUCCGGACAUGACCUACUACCGUCUGCGGAGCUUCAGCAUCACCUCCCAUGGCAUCUGCAACUUGGGCGAUUCCCUGAGAAGCCGCAGGUCACGUUCGAUCAACUCCGUGACUUCCACCGGCACCUCAAACAGCGGCGUGGAUCGACACAAUAGCAACGCAUCGGGGGCAUCGGGCGAAGUCAUCGACGGGGAUCCCAAUGUUCCGGCCUACAAAAUUGCCAUGCUCGGCGCCUCUGGAGUGGGCAAGACCACCCUGACUUACCAGUUCACCACUUCCGAUUACAUAUGCGCCUACGACCUGAGUCUCGAUGAUGACUACGGACAGAAGACGGUGUCGGUGCUGGUCGAUAACAUUGAGACGGACUUGGAGAUUAUUGAUCAUCCCGCAUGCGAGAUGUCGACGGAGGCCUUCUGCGCCACCUACAACAUCGACCUCUUCGUGGUGGUCUACUCUGUGAUAGAUCGAAACACUUUCGCAGCAGCCGAGCGUGUCCUGCAGUAUCUCAAGGAGAACGAGAUGCUCUUGUCCCGCGGAGCCAUCCUGGUGGCCAACAAAACGGAUCUGCAGCGACACCGAGUUGUCACCCGUCAAAUGGGUCGCAAGGUGGCCAAGGAAAUAGCGUGCAAGUUUAUCGAGACGUCCUCGGGACUGGAUCACAAUGUGGACGAGCUGCUGGUCGGCAUUGUGGCCCAGGUGAAACUCAAUCCGCAGCGUUUGCGAUUGCUAACGGAAUUGGAGCUGCAGCGCCUGAAUCUCCAGAGUACCAUCCAGAAGCACCGUGGAAUGCACCUGCAGACGCGUCGGAUGGUCCGCCAAAUGAGCGUUUGCCAGGGCGACGGGGAGAUCUUCGAUGGCGGAUUGCCGGAGGGGCUGCAGAACGGCGAGGCCAACGACGAUCCGGACGGAGUGCCUAGCACAUCGAAGGCCGGCCGGUCGCGGAUCGAGAAUCCCAACCGCAAGCCCCUAAACCUGGAAAGCAUAUUGAAGAUGGGCGAAAGCGAGGUGGACGAGGACGAGGAUGUGGUCAAGUCGUCGCAGCUGAGCAAGUUCAAUAUGCUGGCGGCCUCCAUACGUCAUCGUCGUCCAUUCCGCAAGCGUCGCUCGUUCGACGGCGGCGUUUCCACGUCUGCAGCCGCGGAUGCAGCCGCCGAACUGCAGCGGCGCUAUCAGCUCCGGGCCAUGGAUGAUCUGCAGCUGGAGGGACGGCUGGCAGGAGCGACGGAGGAGCGCUUCGGGGAGAGAAGUGGACUGGCCGACAGCGAUGACGAGGAGGACGGUGAGGAGGCAGUGGAUGGAGGACACCGGAAUGCCUGCAACCGCAAGGUGGUCAAGAAACUAACCGCCCGCACCAAGGUAUUCAUCUCGUCGGUGCUGCGCUUCAAGAAGGCCAUCAGCCUCAAGCGGCGCAACUCCUCCAGCUGCAGCGAUCUCUUCGUGAUCUAAACGGUUGGCGGCGGCGGCACAGGAAGUAGGAAGCAUAGGAAGCAUAGACUGAAUGUACAUAAACGGAGUAUAGAAGGAGGCGAAGUGGGAGCAUAGAAAUGGAAGCGGAAGCGGAAACGGAACCGGAACCGGAACCAUCCAGACCAGGAGAUCCAGAGACCAAAACAGACAGGCACAACGAAACAGCAGCGCAAACCGAGGUGGAGUCGAACACGGAAGUGCAGGAGUAAAGGAGGUCAACUUAUGAGGAAGUUUCCAGUUGCAUAUUCCACAAAAACUACAGGGACAUUUUCCGUUUCAUUGGCCAACGGACGUUUGCAGAUUCAGAGCUAUAGAUUUUGCACUUUUUGAUGGCAACUGCAACUCGUCGGGCGAAGGCAAGCAAUACGAAAUUCUGGGCCAAACAGAUUUCUAGAAAUUUAUAAUCACUUGAAAUGGCAUUUAAAAGAGUGGUCUAGUUAUCCAUGCCCGUGCGACUUGCGGACUGAAAAUAUAUUGUAGACAACCUUUGGAAACGUAUGUAAGUGAUAUUAAGCAUCUAGAAAGUUUUGAACAGGCGAAUAUAACAUAACAUUAAAAAGCAAAAGACAUACCCUUUUACCACGAACCCAACCGGUAGGUGGCGCUGCAAAUGCGGACAAUAAUUUUCUUACCAAAAAUAUUGAUCAGCAAAUUUUACAAAAUCGAAAAUCCAAAAUCGAAAAACAAAGGGUUAAGCACGUUUUAUGCAAAAUCGAAUCCUAUCCGCUUGAAAACAAAAUGAAAAAUGCAGCUAAAAUGAAAAAAAAAGAAAACAUAAACAAACUUCGGCUUUGUUUGAGUGGCACAUACAUACAUACUCGAGGAAACAGGAAAACAGGAAAAACCGCAAUUGCAAUAUACAUACAUAUGUAGAGAAACAGGGCAAGGAAUUGCACUCUAUUUUGUUAUGUCGUUUUUGUGGUUUCUAGUUAUGAUUAAUCGCGUGGUUUCUGACAAGUUUCAAACAAAUAAUGAAUUGACUUUAUAACAUAAUGCAUAUAUUGAGUAAUAUGGUGCAAUUAUGCAUUUUUUUUCAACCAAUGAACAUGACAUAUGACAUAUGAUGUAUGUAGACAGGAAUUCUGGCAAACAAAUGAAAGCCAAAAAGAGCAGUAUGAAAUAGUCCAAACACAUUUUUUUUUAGAGUGGCAAGCAUAUUAAUGAAAUUCGAUUUCAUAAUGUCAAUGGUCCAACUUAAUGGCUCAACUAUUAACACAUUUUAAACAUUAUCGUAUACAAUUAAAUACCCUAUUUUACAUUUACCCUCUUUUGUGAUACUCUUAUAGUUGCUUAUUUACCAAAAAAGACAAAAAAAAAAAAACAACCUUCCACCAACAAUUUAGGUAUUAAUAUAUUUUUCCUAUAUUAACUGCAAUUUACAAUAAAGCAAUUUGAGAGCUUUUUGUAAGAUGCGCACCCUUGGAACUGCUGCUCGUUUGGCUAUUGCUGAACUAUACAUCUAUUGAUACAUGAAAAAAAAAAUAAUUGUCUAGCGCCGAGUUUUUAAGAAAAAAAAACAUUUUUUUUGCGCGUCUUUGAUCAAGAAUAGGCAAAUAAGUAUUUUACACUUCUAAAUGUCGUGUGGUAAGAAUACCGAAAAUACACUGAAACCACUAAAAGCACUACAUAAAGUACAUAAAAAAAAAGAUACCAAAAGCAGAUACCAUCUGAACAAUGAAACAAAGAGUUAUACAAAAAGUUACAGCAAAUGGCACCCGAAGAGGGAUUCUAUACAACACACAGAAUAUUCAAUAUUAAUAGCUUAUGAAUGCUAAAUCAGAGGAAAAGAGCAACUAUUAAUGUCAAAUCUUCAUCCUCCAAGACAUCGGAGGCGGAGAUGAAGUACCUCCAAUACCCCCUAAGUUUUUCCGAUUGCUUUUGUAAUUCCGUCGGUCGUUGGAACGCCAGCCACUCAGGCAAAAACCAUAAUGCGCUUAACCAAAGCCUGCAAUACUGUCUUCAAAUGGAACAGGCACGAAAUAAUGUACACAAUUGGUGUUUUUGGAAAUUUCUUAGCGGCUACUAUCGCAAACUCAGAAAUAUAGCAAAUGGAAUAUCGACCAAGCGACGGGGUUUUCACAAUAAUUUUAAUAAUUUUUGUUUAAACUUUUUAAAUUGUCAAUUUUCGUUUUCUAUUGCCUUUUGUUCUAGGUGAAUACAAGCUGUUAAGUGCAUUAACUGCAUUUUGACAGCUGGUUAAAUUAUUUACUUGCCUUAUUAGUUUCGUUGGUAAUCGCUUUCAACUGACGUUGUAAAAGCUGUCAAAGUUUUUGGUAGGAAAGGCGGUCUUCAAAAACCGAACACAAAAGAAAAGAAAACAAAACAAAGAAUAAGUCAUACAUUCCAGCAUUAUUUUUGUGCUGUCCGCACAAGCGGCAGCAACAACAAGUAACUUAGGUACACAAAGUCAAGAACAAAAAAACUUAAACAAAUUGAAAUAAAAAAAAAGAACACACUCAACUCAGCCACAAGAACUCCCCCGCUCACUCCUCACUUCUCACUCCUGUCAAACAAUUGAAAAAUAUGGAAAACGCUGGCAAGGAAUGGAGGCAGAGUGGUAUUGCUCAAAACGAGAAGCAAGACAUUGGACGAAUUCGGGGGAAUGAGACGGUGACUUAUGUGCCAUCUAACUAAGUACUUGGCCAGACUUGAUCGGAGCUUCCAGCAAAACGGGAGCGCUAGAAAUGGGCAAAAUAGAAAAAAAUGGCAAAAAAACAAAAAAAAAACACAGUGAACGGAACAACGAAUCGUGAAUGACCUAAGUUGGAGAUUAAGUGCAAGUGAAGCGAAUGCGUAUGACACCACAUCUAAUAUCCAAGUCAGUUUCGUCAACUCCAAUCUGACAUGUAGUUUACUGAACCUCUUUCGACCAUAACUCCAACCAAACGACUGCGCUGAACUCAGCUGAAAGUCCAGUGGCCAGGAGGCUUAGCGAAUAUAUUUAACUGGAUCAGAUUUAAUGGGGCAUCGAAUUCGAUUGUGCUGGGGCAACAGAAACUGGACAUAAGCUGGGUCAAGGGAAGAAACCCUGGACAAGGAACUGGGGACGCUCACUCUAACGGACAGAAUCACUUCGGAACUUCACCCACUACUACCUACUACUUCAAAAUCGAGACUGAUUUUACUGCUCCCCCCCUCCCCUAAACAGCACACACACAAAGUAUACACACAAGGUAUACAUACAUACAUACAUACAUACCGGAAACGGAAGAAUAUCACAACAACCUGACAACCUGACAACCUGAACUUCAACUUUCAUAACCUAUUUCGCGUACACUAUCGACAACACGAUAAUUUAAGAAUACAUUUACAAGUUAUAGAACCUAUCGGUUGGAUAAGGUCGCAUAUACAAAACUACUUGAAUACAAAUAUAUAUCUUAUAUAAUUAUAUACCCUAUUAUAUACAUAUAUGUAUACAAAAUAUAUACGAUGAAAUAUUUACACACAAGUUUUACUCCGUGCCAUUUGAGUGCGAUAAGUUAAGUUAAACCAAACUUUAUACGAAUUUCGGACAAGUUCAGCGGCAUUUUUAUGGGAAUCCAUUUGACUAAUGGUUAACUUGUUCUUAUAUAUCACUUAAGUGUGAUACGCGAACGGAGAUUUAGUUAUAGAAAGCCAACUGGUGCUCCCUACCAUCCUGUCAUUUAUUUCUUGCCCCUCCCCCAACCCACUUUCACUCCGUUCGAAUCAAAUCAAAAAUUAAAAAAAAAAAAAAACGAAAAAACGUUCCCAAAUAGUGUCAUUUUUUCCUUACAAAAUUGUUUACAAAUCAAAAGACGCUGUAGUUGUUUCUAUUAUACACGAAUAUACACUAUGAAUACUUGAGAUUUUUUGAUGUACGUUAAACAUUUAUGAUAUGUGUGUGUUUGCAAGAACCUCUAUUUGUAAUUGAUAUCCAUAUAUAUGUAUAUAUGUACAUAUAUAUAUGCAUAUAUAUAUACUGAACGACAAUUUGCUCUUAAUUCCCGUCUCAAUUCCGAGUGAUUUUGAAGUUUCCAAGCAAAGCAAUUGGUUUAGGUGAGCAAAGGCAAUGAUGGUUCCACGUGGCAUAUACAAUAGAAUACAUAUAAAGUAACCACGAUUUAGUACGUAUGCGUAAGCAUUUGUAAUUCAUAUUUUUUUGCGAGAAACCUUCAUUCAAUCAAAUUGAAUGGGCACUUUUAACCAUAAAUAAAUAUUUUACUCUAUGUGUAAUUAAUUACAGCUUAUACUUCAGCAUUAA